Messenger RNA from Egretta garzetta (little egret), 8016 nucleotides. RefSeq names its product LMBR1 domain containing 1 (gene LMBRD1). NCBI's taxonomy places the organism in Eukaryota, Metazoa, Chordata, Aves, Pelecaniformes, Ardeidae. Bases 1 to 2058 code for a protein of 685 amino acids. The record is from RefSeq and is a predicted model, not a curated record. The transcript has 18 exons. Gene Ontology annotation, cellular component: vacuolar membrane. Gene Ontology annotation, biological process: protein localization to vacuole.
AUGCUAAAACUUCUGUGGAAACGAGAAAUUUCUCAAAGUAAGGACUUGCAGAUUUGGCUUCUACCGAGACCUCUGGCAAACCUCCUCUUGACUGCAUCAGGCAUGGAAAUGAUUUUGGAGAUCUACGCUAUGGGAGCCCUCUGGUGGGUGAGAGAGGAAAAUGCCCCCAAAAUGCCAAUCGCCAAGACAACUCCUGCCACUGAAAUUGGAUCGAAGAUUGCAGUGUUUUACUACGAGCCCACCUGGAUUGCCAUGAACUGUCCUUCACUUGGCUCAGGAGCACCACAGCCACCUGCCUGUGCCUUUACACCAAAUGGAAAUCCAGCACAAGCAUCUUCCCCUCCAGAACGAGCCUCCCAAACACCACCACUGCUCCACCAGGAGGCCACCCGCACGCCAAACAGAAACCCAGCACAGCAGGCCGUGGUCCAGAGCGAAGCUCCCAAUCUUACCCCCUUGGGCACUCCCGCAGACUCCUUUGCACCUGACCCGCACGAAGCUAUUCUGAUUUUCUGCUGGGUUUAUGUGCGCAAGUAUCAGAGUCGGCGGGAAAGUGAAGUGAUUUCUACCAUAACAGCUAUCUUUGCUCUGGCAGUUGCUCUCAUCUCAUCAGCGCUGCUACCAGUGGACAUCUUUUUGGUUUCAUAUAUGAAAAAUCCAAAUGGUACAUUCAAGGACUGGGCUGAUGCUAAUGUUUCAAGACAAAUUGAAGACACUGUACUUUAUGGAUACUACACUUUGUACUCCAUCAUACUGUUCUGCGUCUUCCUGUGGAUUCCCUUUGUCUAUUUCUAUUACGAGGAGAAGGAAGAAGAUGAUGGCAACACAUGCUCACAGGUUAAAACGGCACUCAAAUAUACUCUGGGAUUCAUCACAAUUUGUGCAGUUCUUCUCUUAAUUGGUGCUUUUGUUCCUUUGGAUAUUCCUAACAAGAAGAAUUCCACAGAGUGGGAGAAAGUGAAGCUCCUGUUUGAAGAAUUUGGAAGUAGUCAUGGCUUGACUGCACUUUCAUUUUCCAUUAGUUCCCUGACUGUGAUUGGAAUGUUGGCAGCUAUCACUUACACAGCUUAUGGUAUGUCAGCUUUGCCUUUAAACUUGAUUAAGGGAACUACCAGUGCGGCUUAUGAACGUUUAGAGAACACUGAAGAUAUUGAAGAAGUGGAGCAACAUUUAUUAAGGAUUAAAUCAAAGUGCAGAGAUGGUCGGCCUCUGUCGUCAAGGGACAGACGGACCGUACAACAACUAGAAGAGAGACUAAGGACACUUCGAAGACGAGAGAGGCAUCUGGAGUCUAUUGAGAAAAGCUGGUGGACGAAGUUCUGUGAAGCUAUCAGACCUCUAAAGAUUGUGUGGGGAGUAUUCUUCAUCAUUGUGGCACUGCUCUUCACUGUCUCUCUAUUCUUGUCAAAUUUGGACAAAGCUCUACAUUCAGCUGGCUUCGACUCGGGAUUUAUAAUUUUAGGAACUAAUCUGACUAAUCCACUGAAUAUGCUAUUACCUGUUCUUCAAACAGUUUUUCCACUUGAUUAUAUUCUUAUUACAACUAUUGUUAUGUACUUUAUCUUCACUUCAAUGGCAGGGAUUCGAAAUAUGGGUAUAUGGUUCUUCUGGAUAAGGCUUUAUAAAAUCAGACGAGGAAAAACUCGACCUCAAGCACUUUUGUUUCUCUGUAUGAUACUUCUGUUGAUAGUUCUUCAUACAAGCUACAUGAUCUACAGUCUUGCCCCUCAGUAUGUAAUGUAUGGAAGCCAAAAAUACCUGGUACAGAGUAAUAAGACAAUUGAUGGCCAGCCAAGCAAUGUGACAACAUUUGUAUCUAAAGACUGUGAUGCAGAUGCACCUGAAGAUCAGUGUAUUGUUACUCGGACAUACCUCUUUCUCCAUAAAUUUUGGUUCUUCAGUGCUGCCUAUUACUUUGGGAACUGGGCAUUCAUUGCAGUCUUCUUAAUUGGAUUAAUUGUUUCAUGCUGCAAAGGCAAGAAAUCAGUCAUUGAAGGUGAAGUGGAUGAAGAUGAUUCAGACAUGAGUGACGAUGAACUCUCUGCUUAUUACCGUUGAUAGCCUUUUGCCUUUAAGAUGGAAAAAUGCAAUUUAAAGUUAUGUUGAAAGUCAUAUCCAUGUGGAAUUGGUAUCCAAAUAAGCAUCCUUGCACCUGUAAAAAUAGAGGAAAUAGGUAUACUCACUUAAAGGGGUAAAAAAAUGAAUAUCACUUUUUGAGUAUCACUGUUAUAUUGGAACAAAUAUUGAAGCUGGGUUUGAAUAAUAUAUAGAAAAUACUGGUUUAUGAUUAAACUUAUAUGUAACUUUCUGAUGUAUAAUUUGAUGGACUGUUGUAACUAUUUCAUGAUUCAUUAUGCUUUUCUGUUAUCUUGAGUUUUCUUAAAUACUUUCAUGCCUAACUUGCAGGAUUUUUUUUAUUCAAGCUCAUAAAUAGUAAAAAAAUAAGUAAAUAAAGCUAGCUAAAAUCCUGCAGAACAUCUGGUGUAAACAUUUGCUAGAAAGAUUUGGAUGAGGUUUACACUUUCAGAAGGAUGUGACUUGACUUUUGCAUUAGUUCUGCUGGCAUUUCUGGGAUUCCCAUAUAAAACUGUAGCUAACAGGAGACUGUCCUUAAAGUACGCCAAAACCAUCUACUUAAGGGGAGUUCCCAGUCGUAAAGAAUAAGUCACUUUUGUACUGUUAUCCCCACUGAGUUACCGUGAGCAUCCUCAGGUAACUAUGAGGUGAGGUGGCUUUUGCUCUAUCGAAGGAAAUCAUUAGUGUAAAUAACAAUAUUCAGCAUUGUUGCAGUGUUUUAGUACAGUUCAGUUCUGAAACUGCCAGGUGCCUGACUUAGUAAUAACCAAUGGAAUAAUUAAGAUGUGAUUAAUUUUUAACUUAUUUUUCUCUUUAAUGCAAAUUGUCUAGUUUAAAGUUUUCUUUCACUAUUUAAUGUAAAUGUUGUCAACUUGUUUACAAGCCAAUAUGUUUAUAUAAACACAGUUCAUAAAUAUUUUUGUCAUUCAUGUUGGUUUUGUACAGUAAUGUUAUUUUAGCUGUACAGUUACUGAGCUAUAUUUCUGAGGCUGAAAAAUACCUUCAGACAUCCUUUGACAGACUCAGAAAGAGAAAAUGUUUACAAGUACAGGUUUUUAAACUUGUAAUGCUGGCUGAGGGAAAUUAUAGUCCAUGCAAGCACAUGGAGAUCUAACCUAGGUCAUCUUUUUAUAAGACUAAUUGUUAAAUAAUUGUUGAAACAUAGGGGGAUUACUAAUGUCCUACUUACAUGUUUGCAAAGUCUUAAAACUGACAGGGUUUUUUCAGUUUUUUCAAAACCAGUCUGCCUCUUCCUGCAUUAUUUCAGAACAGCAGGCUCUCAGGAACUUCUGAAUUUUAAUUCAUCUUCAGUAUUUCAAGGAGUCUUAGGUGAGUUGCUUAGUUAAUGCAUGAACACAGGGAACUGAUGUUUGGACUCGAACGAACAAAACAAGUAUUUUAACAAGCCUUCUGUGCCAACUGCUCCAGUAAUGUACAUGUUUAUGUGGCAACCUGGAAGCAGGUCUGAUGUUGCUGCUUGAUGAUAAGCUUCAAAUAUGCAGUCAAGCCUGCUCAACUAAUAGCAAUCAAUCUGUUUGCUACCAAUGAGACCUCUGAAAGGACAGAAAUGCAUUCAAACACUGGUAUUAUGUACUGAAACUUGCCUAGGCAGUCUGAGCUCCCUUUGACUAGAACUAGCUGAACACUAUUUGAACCUGACCACUGGGGAAACUCACAAGGAAUUAUUUAUAAGACGUUUGAGUAACUCAAAAUGUAAGGUGGAACCUGAUGUUGACUGUCUGGAGGCUGCAUCCAGAGGGUAUGAAGAAGUUAGAGUAUACAUCUUUGUAGAUCUCCUGGUGGAAAACUUACAUGAGCUAAUUUAAAUAAAAUUAACUGCUCAGAUGUUUUCCUCUUUUGUAGGUUUUGUUUAUAUUUCAUCUUCAGCUUUAACCAGUGAUAAUUGUCACUUCCUUCUUUGGCUGUAUCAUGUACAUAUUUGUUUGUUAAUCUUUCCAAGUGUAAGAUUGGGCUGCAAUUUUGCAGAGUUGUAUUGAAUCUGUCUUCUCACUGGGGAGAUCACUGCUUGACUGAGGAAGAUGAUGGUUUCAUGCCACAUAGCUGCUUUUAUGUUGUCUGCAGGCUUAGGGGGUCACUGGCCAAGAUGCCUGCCCAGUCCCUAGGUAUAUGUUGCUAUAGGUAUUCCCCGUUUCAAGGCUUUUCUUAACUUCCAGGUUCUUCCCAAUCCAGUCCUGUUUCCUGUCUAAAUAGUCUAUAUGCAGAAAUACAAUGAUCUGCCUUUGAAUUGGUGGCUUUGUCCCUUGUCUCUUCAAUUAAAGGAUUCAGUAAGAUUCUUGUAAAUCUGGCUAACACCUAGAUUAAAACCCGCCCCUUGCUUGUUGCAGCUAGCAAGAAGCAGGCUUCUGCAUGAGAGUUUGAAAGUUGUUUCAGACAUUUGCUGUCACCCUCUGUCAUACAAGCAGUAAAUAACUGCCACCAUUUAUAAUCAGAAUUAUUCUUCACCUGCCACAUCCUCACUGAAGUUUGAACUCAGGAGUUCAGUGAACCAUUUGACUGACAAGGUUUUAAAAGAUUUUGUAUGUGCUAAUGUAAUAAAUAUGUACUCAAGAAUUCAUCUCUAAUGAACACUUCAUGUGAUGGAAACCUGACAUUAACUGUACUGUGCCUUUAAAAUGAACUAGAGGUGGUUUAUGAAAUUUGUGUGUUGAACUUGCCAACUGGAUUUGUACAUCCAGUAUCACCCAGUGAGGAAAAGUAGCAGUGAAAUUUGAGGAUAGCCUUAGCUUAAAAGACUUGGCUUUGAUCAAUAAUUGCAGGAACUUUAGGAAACAGAACUUCCAGUAUAUUAUUUCCCAGUUGUCUCUUGUGCUGUCUUCAAGAAAAUACUUGCAGGUACAACAACGAAUUACUUUUCUUCCACAAAGCUAUCCCUGUUCUGGCAGCACUUGUAGUAUGAUUGAAAUAGUUCGCUCAUUUAGCUGUUAGCUAUGAAAUGAUAGUCCAGAGUUUUCUGCAGGUUUUGGAGCAAAUUUGAACUUCCCAGGUAUGUUAUAAUACAGCAUUCUACCUUGUAAGCAAACAUUUAACAUCUUCAACGGAGUCUUCAGAGGUCUCAAGUUUCUGGACUGAAGUCCCUUCAGAAGGCAUCAGAAUUGUUUCACUGCUUUGAUUAUAUGAAUGAUAUUCCAAAUCUACCUCUGUAGUGUGAGCUUUCAAAACUUCUGAAUGUGUAGUGCUAUUGUCACACUUGGGUUAGGUUAGAUUUUUUUUUGUACUUUUGUAGUCAGCUUCUACCAUGUUGGAGGCUCAUGAACAUUUAGAAACUAGUGAGCCUUAAAUCUUGCUGGUGUAUCAAGCAUAAACCAUGGUGACCAGGAAUAUGUUUGUUAGAAUUGAGCAGGAACAGAUGCCAAAUGAGUCCUCAUCUUGCUGCUCAUUCUAUAGUGAUUGGUGGUUUAUCUAGAGUUACAAAUCAUAAAUACAAUAAAGCAUGUAAUAGUCUGUUUUUAUUUCUUAGCUGAAAGCUGGCAGCAUGCAGCAGAUUUCCUGCUAAAAAAAGCUGAUUGUCAGAAAUGAGUGAAAAGCCUUUCCUAGUAAAGAGUGUAAAGAAACAUCUGCUACUUUGUAUUUUCUGCUUUGACUUCAGGAAAAGAUUUCAGGGUGGACUUGAGGCUUUGCACUGAAAACAGUAAUCUACUUCUAGGUAGUGUGCAUGUGUAUCAGAGUCAUGCCAUGUAGAAUGGUAAUUUUGUGCUCAGAUAACGUGAAACUAAUGAACCCUUUCAGUGUUGCUCAUGUUUUUGCUUCUCAAUAAUCCAUGUAGCCAUAACUAUUCAGACGAUGUCUUUGCUUAGAAAUUGUAUUUCUCUGGCUCACAGCUGUUUUGUGAAAUUUGACUUUCUCAUCACAAGUUCCUGUAUUGGACAGUGGCCUACAACAGCAUUUUGAAAAACAUUAUGCUCUUGUAGAAACUAUUAUGAGGUUUAUCCUAAAAUACUGGUAGUUACUGGGGUGCAGAGCAGAGUUACAGUUGAAGUAGUCAAGCAAACUGAUUCACGUGUAGAAGGUAACUUGUGUCCAUAUAAGUAAGUAGAUAUUCAACCCAUUAUGUCAGUACUGAAACAGUUCUGGAUAUGGAUAGGGAAAUAAAGCAGCGCUUGUGAGAUUAAGCAAAGGACAAAGAUUCAUCCCUUCCUAAAAUAGUCUAAAAUAACUUGAAAUACACAAGCUGUAACAUUUUUCUGGCUCUUAGGCUGAAGAUUAUAGUUCAUAUUGAUAAUACAUCUUAUUACAUGAGUGUAGAUCUGUUCUCUUGCAGCCUUCUGCAAAGUCAGCUUUCUUGCAGAUAAAGUGAAGAAAUAAAACUGAGAAUCACUUUUUUCCCCUCUAAAUAUGUAUUUUGACUAUACUUCUCAGAAGAAAUAAAAGCCUUGUUUUGGUUGUGGUAAGAUGUCAUUUUCUGUUAAUACCCUAAACUUUAAAACAAAUUCUGCUUCUAAAUGAAGACACUUGCCAAUUCUGGAUAGUUAAAUGAAUCAGAAAUUCUAGUGUUCUUGACCAGCUCUAGUGAGAUGUGGUUGUUACAGAAAUUAUCUGGAAGUUGGACUAAUUUUAACGUCUUCCUAGUCAGAGAGACUGCAUGAGUGAUAGCACUUCAAUCAUAUUCGUAGCUAUAAAGGGGGUUAUUUCUUCGAAAUAGACAAUUUAAGCACGUUUAACAAAACCAUAUUUAUACCUUUCUUCUAGAUUCACCUCUAGGAAGAGUGAUAUAUUUAGGGGGUCAGACAGAGGAAUUUUGGUUUCUGGAAGGCUUAUCUUGGAGGUAAGCCACCCAGAUCUGCUAAGUUUCCUCAUCCUCCUGUGUUAAUCGCCCAGAAGGACAUGUGGGGCCUUCCCUUACAACAGCAGACUAAUGUUGAGUCUUAAUUUUGCUUGUUAUAAAUGUAUCUGCUUUUUUCCCCAGAGAAAAUAUCCAGGUUGCCUAUAAAACACAGCUUCCUUUUUUUCUGAGCUAUUUUGAAGAAUUAUGUCAAAAUCCUUACUGUGAGAAUCCAAAUAUCUUGCAUAAAGGUGGAGACUGUGCGAACAUUCAGAGCAAACAUGAAGCUGAACAUGUGCAUAGCUCCUACUGGGAUGGAAGUCUGGAUAUGGGGCUCUUCACCAGAAUGUAUUGAACUUCCUAGGAAGAAGCGAAACGUGGAUUGAUUUAAUAGUGACUCUGCUUCUGCUAAGCUGCUUAAACAUAAAUCAUGAUUUAUUACUGUGAGCUCUUUAGAGUUUGAAGAUUCUCCUACAUGUAGUAAGUAUAUCACUUCAGCUCAGCGCUUCAGAGUCCCGACAGUUUUUAUUAAUGUGAACGUCUAUGGUAUUUUUCUCCUCCUCAAAACUUGCAGCUUCUGAACUUACUACUGUAUUAAGCACUUGAAGGAAUGUCCCAGGACUGAAAUGUUUAAUUCUGAUAGUUAAUCUAUAAUUUAAAGGUAUUGCUUAGGUCCUAAACUUCUGAGUUGUACUUGUUCUCCUCUUAACUUUUAAGUUAGAACAAAUGCAAAUCUGAAUCCUUACUGCCUGCUGACUUUACAACCUUUCCAAAUAGUGAUGUUCAAGAUGCUGAUGGCAGGUGUAUCUGGUUUGGAUGGAUGGAAUAUUCUUUUGGAGUGGGCCUGAGAAGUAAACUACAAUUUAUUGUAAAGUGCUUUUUUUUUUAAUGUUUUGAGAUACCUGAUCCUGAAUGCAGAACAACUUCUUGUUUGAACUGAAAGUUAAGUUCUUAACAAUGGACAUAUCUUUCUAGUGCAUGGAGAAAAAAAAAUAAUCACAAUUACAAAACAUGAACUCCAGAGGAAUUUUCCCUUUUUCCUCAUUUUCCCAACUAUGAAGCACUUUAUUUUUUUCAGAAAUUGAUCUUUAAUAAAACUAUCAUUAUUUCUUCAUAUCCUUGACUAAAAAAAUAUGCCUUUUAAGUUGUACAGACACAGA